UACAACCGACUCUCCUCUUGUUCUACAUAUUCGCACACAUACUGACAUACACACAUAAGCCUUGUCCUACAACUGCAACUACUAGCUAGUCUGAAUCGGUUGCUGCAUUGUAGAAGCGAGGCCACUGGAGCAAGAAACCAGCGGCUGCACUUCUGCAAGCAUGAUCAAACUGAGGUACUCCAAGAGGCUCUUCAAGAGGAGCUCCUCGUCGAAGCAGGCCAGUGCUUGCGGGGGCGGCGAUGGCAAUGCAGCCGGUGUCGGUGUCGGCGUCGGCGGCCGCGGAGGCGCUGGGGAGAUUGAGUGGGAGGUGAGGCCGGGAGGGAUGCUGGUGCAGAAGAGGGAAGGGAGGGCCGGCGAGGAGGUGAUCACGGUGAGGGUGUCCACUGGCUUCUCCUGGCAUGAUGUGUCCAUUGGAGCCACCUCCACUUUUGGGGAGCUGAAGGUGGUGCUGUCCAUGGUGACAGGGCUGGAGCCCUGUGAGCAGAGGCUGCUGUUCAGGGGCAAGGAGAGGGAGGACACCAACCACCUCCACAUGGUUGGGGUGAGGGACAAGGACAAGGUCCUGCUCCUUGAGGACCCUGCCCUCAAGGACAUGAAGCUCCAGGCCCAUACGGCACAGGUCGUGCAGGGGUCAUGCCAGCCUUUUAUCCAAGUGUAGCCUGGUCUAGUCCGGAUCAUCAUCGUGCUAAUUAUUUACUACUACUUGUUAUAAUUAUAAAUCGUACUAUUUAGUCCGGCGCCAAGGUUUAAUUUCUGGAAUGUUUUUUAUAUCCGGAAUAGGGGUUUGUUAUGUAAUCUCCCACUUAGUUCACUGUAAACGCCACUCCAGGGAAGGGCUAAGGUCCCUGAAGAUGAGAGUGACAGAACCUUUUAAUCAUGUAGUUAGUUGCAAGUAUCAGCCAUGGUGGUUGUGCUGCGACGCUAAGCCUGAUGUUGGGCUUUUUAUGGUCCCUACUACUUUGGUCCAUUCCAUCUCAUUCCUACAUGGGUUAUGGAUAGAAAUGGAAAAUUGUAUGUAUCUUGUGUCCCUGUACCCAUGAUGAAAUUUCUGCCUUAUCUGG
Molecule: messenger RNA, 1061 nt
Organism: Phragmites australis (common reed)
Lineage: Eukaryota; Viridiplantae; Streptophyta; Magnoliopsida; Poales; Poaceae
Product: BAG family molecular chaperone regulator 1-like
Exons: 2
Coding region: 161-658 (165 amino acids)
Molecular function (GO): protein binding
Source: RefSeq, a predicted model, not a curated record